Psylliodes chrysocephalus is the source of this 2177-nucleotide messenger RNA. The record is from the annotation of a GenBank genome assembly. Lineage: Eukaryota; Metazoa; Arthropoda; Insecta; Coleoptera; Chrysomelidae.
AUUUAAUUUUAAUGGCCUGUUACAUCAUGUUACAUUACAGUUUUAUUUUGGUUUUGGCCAAAUUUCGUCGUAAUGAAAAAGAAAAUCUCGAAUGACUACAGAAAAUACGUUAAUAAGUGUUAUUGUACCAAUUCACAAUGGGGCUCAAUGGAUAGAUGCUUGUUUUCACAGCAUUUUAAAACAAACGGCACUUAAUAAUCCUAAUCUAAGACUGGAAGUAUGCAUUUGCAAUGAUAGCAGCGCUGAUAAUACUUUAAAAUUAUUGAAAAAUUGGGAAAGUGAUUUUCAAGAACAGGGUGUAGUCUUUAAAAUAUUUAACAACACCAAUGGAACUCCUGGAGGAGUUGGGUAUUCAAAAAAUAAGGCAGUUUCUUUAAGUACAGGAGAAUUUUUAUGUUUCCAAGAUGUUGAUGAUAUAAUGCUGCCAAAUAGGAUUCAAAAACAAUAUGAAGCUAUUCGUAAUUGCACAGAUAUCACAAUUGUAGGAAGUCAGUUUGAAAGAAAUCCAGAUGGUUCUACAAUUAGAUUCACAAAAUGGGCUAAUUCUUUGACUCAAGAUCAGCUAAAUUUGCAAGUGUUUACAUCUCAUGGACCUACAGUUAUAAUGCCUACAUGGUUUUUGCAUAAGAAUACAUUUGAUAGAAUUGGUGGGUUUGUUGAAAAUGAAAAAGGCACACCUGAAGAUUUAAUAUUUUUCUAUAAACAUUUGGAUUUUGGUGGAAAGAUAUUUAGAGUUGAUGAAUGUCUAUUAAUAUACACAUUUCAUACUGGACAAACCACUUUUUCAAUACACAAAAAUACAAUUUGGGAUUUGAGGGUGGAACGAUUACAAAAAACAAUUCUAAGCCAAUGGACUCAUUUUACUAUUUGGAAUGCUGGUAAACAGGGUAAAAAAUUAUACAACUCUUUAUCAGAGUCUAAUAAAAAUAAAGUUUUAGCUUUCUGUGAUGUAGAUAAGAAUAAAAUUGGGAAAACAUAUAUUCCCUAUGAUCAUAAAAAGCCUAAAGAGGCUAAAAGAGGUGUAGAUAUUAUUUAUUUUAAAGAUGCUGAACCACCUUUAGUCGUUUGUGUCAAAAUGGACCUAACAGGUGGAGCUUUUGAAGAAAAUUUAAAAAGUUUAAAUCUUAAAGAAGGAUUAGAUUAUAUUAUUUUCAGUUAAGUUUAUAAUUAGGUAUUAUAAAAGUGGAUUAACUAAACAUGUGUACAAGAUUUUUAAUAAAUACAAUAAUGAUUAAUGUCUAACAUAAUUUUAAUUAUCCUUUAUACAAAUUUGCUGCUAAAUACUGUAUAAAAAGUUUAGGUAUAGUAUGAGGAUCAGGUGUAUGUGACUUGGAGUAAUUGACAUACUGCCUCCUAAAAUUUAUAAGAUCUGGGAUACUAAUAUUUGAAAUAUUUAAGCUCAGAUCUUCGUAACCAUUAAUUUUAAUGUCACCAGUAGCACCUCUCUUUAUUUCUAAAAUCAAACCAUCUACAAUUUUCUUAGUAAUCUGAUCUAAUUCAUACAAAAAGUUUGUAGCUUUGAGUGGAGGAUUUUGUGUAGACAUAUUGGGCUUUGGCAGCUUCUUUUUAAACAAAGCAGCAUAAAUUCCUUCUUUAUCCAUUUCCCGCUCAGGAUAAACUGUAAAUAAUGGGGCAUCCCAUCGAUUUUUACCAUCAGGAUCUUCAUAUCUCAUGACCAAUGCAUCAAAAGUUUCCCUAUCAUAUUUUUCAGCAUCAUUCUCUCGAAGUUCAUUAAAACUCCAAGCUUCCUCUCUAUUUAUUUCUGUGUGAACGGUGCACUGGGUACAUUUACUUGCUUUUGCAGCACAAAAUAAUUCAUAUCUAUAUCCUUUGAUAUAAUUUAAAGCAUCCAAUAUAACUAUACUAUUAGGGGACAAUAAUUUUAUCAUCUCAGAUUUCAAAAUACCUCUAAUAUGCUUCUCUUUGUCUUUAUCAGCGUAACAUGUCUUUUUGUCAAAACCAGCUUUCACUAUUUGGUCAUGUUCACUAACAAGGUGGACUUCUUUGUUUUGUUCCUUGAGAAAGGUGCGCAGUUCUUCGCUUCUCGUGGUUUUCCCACUGCUAGGGACGCCUGUUAAUACUAUUAAAGGCAUUUUAAUAUUUAUCACAGAAUAUUUAUUUACUACAAAAUUUAGGUUAGAUCACGGUUAGAUAUCGAUUUAAUGUUGUUGGCUAAC